AUGUCCAGCGGCGGAAACCUUCCCCAAGACAUCAAAGAUAUAGUCUCUCGACUACCCGUCAAAUCUCUUCACCGCUUCAAGUGUACAUCUUUCUCGUGGAAAUCCCAAAUCUCUGACCCCCAAUUCGCCAAAACCCACCUCAAUCGAACCAAGAUCAAAAACUCUAAAUAUGCUGAACAGAAAAUUAUUAUCAUUUCGGGCUGUGGCAAUCUCUACUCGAUGGAUCCCAACGACCUAGUUUCCCGUAGUGAUAAAUCCAUAUUCUUGUUGAAUCCAUCCACUAGAGAAUGCACGAAACUGCCCAUAUGCCCAUUUGUCCAAAGGGAUUAUUGGAAUAAUUGUGUAUUGCUGGAUAAGUAUGGUGUGGGUUACGACUCAACGACUGAUGAUUACAAGGUACUUUGGAUGCUCUCAUACUUUGAUGAAGAGGGCGUAAUUGAUGACUUUGCGAUCGUGGCUGUCUAUUCACUAAAAACUAAUGCUUGGAGGAGAGUUGAAGAUUUUCAGUCUCGGUGUGUUGAGGGAAACUCUGGUGGGAGAAGUGCCGCGCCCGGCUUUUCUUUUUAUCCUAUCUUUGACUUGCAGAACUUUGAUACGUAUGGAAUCAAAUUACGUAAAAGAAAGAAGGAGGGAUUUAGGCAUAUUCCCAUGUUUGUUGUUCGUAGAGCUGUAUAUUAG
Molecule: messenger RNA, 678 nt
Organism: Rhododendron vialii
Lineage: Eukaryota; Viridiplantae; Streptophyta; Magnoliopsida; Ericales; Ericaceae
Product: F-box protein CPR1-like
Exons: 3
Coding region: 1-678 (225 amino acids)
Molecular function (GO): protein binding
Source: RefSeq, a predicted model, not a curated record